GUGUGGUGUACAGUACCGCCGAGGGUCAUGGGGUCGCCUCCCUCGGUGAGCUCCACACUCGCUCCCGAGCCGCCGUCGCACGCCCCGCUCCGUCCCGUCUCUCCGCCGGUGUCGAUUUGCGUACUUGGGUUCCUCGAUUUUUUUUCUUAUUUUCUUUUUUCCUUUUUUUAAUGAGAAUUCGAAAUUGAUCUGAGGAAGGCGAAGCUGAUGGCCGCCCUGGCGCAUGUCAUUGUUGUUUGUUUUUCUGGUGUGAAUCGACAACCACAGUUAGGGCAGUUGAUCUGUUAAGAACGGUCAUUUAUUGGGAAUGGACAGGAGAUUAACAAUCCUUAUUCCUACGUAGAUUUUGUCGAUGAGAAUACUUAAAGACUAAAAAACGGAGAAGUCGUUUGCCGUGGUUAGCCGCGCGGCUCCACUCACCACAGUGUCAAACCAUUGCUUGUUGUUAAGAGACUCUAGUGAGGCACCAUGAAGCUCCCUCUCGACCGCACGACCAUUAACGUGAUCAUCCUCGGUCUCGCCUUCAUGUUCAUCUUCACCUCCUUCCAGACGCAGGGGAACAUGCAGCAAGUGGUUAUCAGAAGCAUCCAGCAUGAAGAUCCUACUUUCAAAGGCUCGGGUUACAUAUCCCUGGCUGUUAUUUACGCCGUGUUCGCCACCUUCAACUGGCUGUCCCCGUCUUGCCUCAGUUUCCUCGGGCCGAAGAUUACUAUGAUCAUUGGCGGGAUCUCUUACGCAAUCUUCAUAGCUGGAUUCCUUUGGCCUCAGACAUGGAUUUUAUAUUUAACCUCAGUGUUAGUGGGUGCUGGUGCUGCUUUAAUUUGGACUGGACAAGGAAAUUACCUCACUUUAAUGUCAGACCAGACAACAAUAUCUCGUAACUCUGGAAUCUUCUGGGCCAUGCUUCAGAGCAGUUUGUUGUUUGGUAACAUCUUUGUAUACUAUCAGUUCAUGGGAAAAGAGAUUAUUGAUUCCUACACUAGAAUGAUAGUAUUCUCAGUGUUAACCAUUGUUGCUGUGAUUGGUGUAUGUGUAAUGUGCAUAUUGCCCAAACCUGGCUCUGAAGGAGGCGGCCGCACUGAUGAUUUAGGAGGUCCAUAUGUGGCGCUGAAGAAGUCCUUUGCACUAUUUAAAACCAAAGAUAUGCUUCUCUUAUCUGUUACAUUCUUUUAUACAGGUGUUGAGUUGUCCUUCUUCAGUGGGGUGUACAGUGCCUGUCUAGGGUCAACUCUGCGGUUCCCAGAUCCCAAACGCUUGGUUGGUCUGUCAGGCAUGUUCAUAGGUGUUGGUGAGAUUUUGGGUGGAGGAGUAUUUGGUAUCUUUGGAAGUAAAACAGUGAAAUCUGGACGUGACCCAAUUGUGAUCUUAGGAUAUGUGGUUCACAUGGUUUGCUUCUUCCUGAUUUUCUUGAAUCUCCCAACAAAUUCACCACUUCAGAAUACCCUUGAUACAUCCUUCUUACCAGGUGGACAACCAAG
Messenger RNA from Penaeus monodon (black tiger shrimp), 1478 nucleotides. RefSeq names its product UNC93-like protein MFSD11. Lineage: Eukaryota; Metazoa; Arthropoda; Malacostraca; Decapoda; Penaeidae. The record is from RefSeq and is a predicted model, not a curated record.